Magnolia sinica is the source of this 1551-nucleotide messenger RNA. Its product is annotated as UDP-glycosyltransferase 83A1-like. Bases 37 to 1410 code for a protein of 457 amino acids. Gene Ontology annotation, molecular function: UDP-glycosyltransferase activity. The transcript is spliced from 2 exons. NCBI's taxonomy places the organism in Eukaryota, Viridiplantae, Streptophyta, Magnoliopsida, Magnoliales, Magnoliaceae. The record is from RefSeq and is a predicted model, not a curated record.
GAAUGCACAAACACAUGUUCCAAAGAGGUAUUGGCCAUGGAAAACCCACACGCUCUGGUCCUACCAUUCCCAGCCCAAGGCCAUGUCAUACCCUGCAUGGAGCUCUCUCAUUGCUUGAUCGACCAUGGGUUCAAGAUCACAUUCAUGAACACUGACUCCAUUCACGCCCGAGUCAUGGCUGCACUACCAAAGAUGGGCGGCGUGCACGGCCAGAUCCGUCUGGUCUCAAUCCCAGAUGGAAUGGCACCAGGCGAAGACCGGAGUCAGCCGGAGAAGCUAUAUGACUGUUUUUUACGUGUCAUGCGAGUUCAUUUAGAAGAGUUUAUUCGUAAGAGGAACGAGUCAGAUCAUGAUAAGAUCACAUGCCUCAUUGCGGAUGGGUGCAUGGGAUGGGCUGUAGAAGUUGCAGUGAAGAUGGGAAUCCGAGGAGUUGCAUUUUGGACACUACCUAUGAGCUUCUGUGCGUAUGUGUUUCAUGUUCCGAAGUUGAUCGAGGACGGAAUCAUCGAUGACAAUGGAUUUCCAACAAAACAGCAAAUGAUCAAGCUCUCCCCAACCAUGCCAGCCUUGAACACCUCUCACCUAAUAUGGCUCUGUCUCCCUGACCACAUCUCCAAACCGUCCAUCUUCCGAUACUUGAACAAAUGCACUCAAGCUGCCAAAUCUGCAGACUGGCAUCUUUGCAACUCAUUCUAUGAUAUCGAACCAUCGGCCUUUGAAUUGGUUCCAAAAAUCCUACCCAUUGGCCCUCUUUCUGUGGGAAGACGGCUCGGGCUACUUGAAGGGAACUUCUGGCUAGAAGACUCAAGUUGCCUAAGUUGGCUUGACGAACAGCCUGCCCACUCAGUCAUCUACAUUGCCUUUGGCAGCUAUACUAUCUUCAACCAACGUCAAUUCCACGAACUUGCACUUGGGCUCGAACUUUCCAACCGUUCGUUCCUAUGGGUAGUGCGGCCGAACCUCACCGAUGGAUCAUCAGAUGCCUACCCAGAUGGCUUUGAAGCUAGAGUAGCAAAUCGUGGGCGAAUUAUAGGAUGGUCACCUCAACAAAAGGUGUUAGCUCAUCCUUCGAUCGCGUGCUUCUUGACCCAUUGCGGGUGGAACUCAACCAUGGAAGGGCUAAGCAAUGGAGUUCCUUUUCUGUGUUGGCCUUACUUUGCUGACCAGUUCCAAAACCAAACAUACAUUUCCCACGUUUGGAAGGUUGGGUUGGAACUAAAACACAAUUCCAGUGGGAUCAUAACAAGAGAAGAGAUUAAGGGAAAGCUGGAUGAAUUGGUUGGUGAUAAUGUUAUAAGAGCUAGAUCUUUAGAGCUCCAGCAGAUUGCUCAAAAGAACGUCACCGAAGGAGGAGCUUCGUUUAAGAAUUUCAACAAUUUCAUUGAAGCAAUCAAGUUAGAGAAGUGUUAGGGAUAUUAGCAUGAAUCACAUACAUGCAAAAGUGAAUGCUAUCACCAUAAAAUCAAGAUAGUUAAAACUCAUUGAUGGGGCUACACAUGUAUGGGAAGAAUGAAAAAAGAUAUUAACGGUCUAUAUUAGUGUUUGAGCCCA